Molecule: messenger RNA, 1341 nt
Organism: Penicillium manginii
Lineage: Eukaryota; Fungi; Ascomycota; Eurotiomycetes; Eurotiales; Aspergillaceae
Product: RTC4 family protein
Exons: 3
Coding region: 1-1341 (446 amino acids)
Source: RefSeq, a predicted model, not a curated record
AUGCCUAAGCAAAAUGCCGCCGCAGAACGCACCCCCAAGACCGAGCCUGUAUUCGAAAGCAAAGCGCCUGAACCCGGGACGGAUGAUGAACCACUCAGCUCUUCUGAUGAGGAUGAAUUGGCCGGGGACUCUGACGAACUUCCGUCACAUCGUGAUCGAUUCAAAGGGAAGACAUUAAUGGAGAAACUGGAAGCAUCCUCGUCCCCGCACCUUAUGAGAUCAGCCGGCGACGACGAUCAGGAAGAAAUAUUCUCGUCAUACCGAUCCUCACAGAAACGCUUCAAGAAGACGUAUCCGACGACCUCCUUCUCGAAAAUACCGAGCUCAAGCGCACGCUCUGCUGCUUCCCCGCCUGACGAUCAGCCUAAAGGAUCAAACACAUCUUUGAAGAAAUCAUCAAGUACCGAGGAAGAUGAUACAUCAGAACUGUCCGAGGCGUUAGAAAUGUCAGACCCAGAAGCCGAAUCCAAGCCGGCUUUGGAGAUAGAUCAACCGACCUCGGAUAACGACCAUGACGAGAAACUCCCUGGCUUUAUUGUACCUCCUCUAUACCCUGGCGACUCGAAAUCCUCAUUCGAGACAGCGCUCUCAAAAUAUAAUCAACCAUCUAGUCUAGAGCGCUCAGGCUCCAGCUCGCCACUCAGCUCUGUGCCUUCGGAUUUCAUGGACCUUCUCGGAGAAGAAACUGAUAAGAAACCCCCCAGACCGCGGCAGUGGUUAUGCCCAAUGUGCAAAGAGGAGGUUGAUCCAGAUCUACUCAUCCUCUUCGAGGCCCAGCCCAACCAGCGCGUCCGCGAGCAACAGCAAUUCUGCACAUCGCACAAGCAAAAUACUGCCAAAGCGGAAUGGCAGAAACACGGAUAUCCAGAGAUCAAGUGGGAAACCUUUGAUGAGCGUAUCAAGUCAUUUUUCCCACAGUUGGAAAAACUUCUGGCUCCGGGCCACCCAUCUUAUUACCAUAAUAUUCUGUCCACCAAUAUGAAAGAUGGCAAGGCGCAGAACUUCCGCCUUACAAUGGCGGGUGAUGGCAUUGAAACUAUUUCUUGCGGAUAUUACGGGACGAAAGGAGCCGCGAAGAUGCUACAAGCUGUCGUCGAACGCUUCUCGACAACUUUGCGUCGCUUAUCAGCAUCGGACAAUAUUAUCAAGACGGCGGGUGUAGCCGGCUACGCCCAGUCCGUACUUGUUCCCGAGCUCGCCAUGUCUCUUGUCAAAGAAGAUAUGGGUGUGGAUGAUGAUUCUGCACGCCAAAUUAUGAGGGAAAGCAUCGACCUCGGUCAAAAGCUCAAUCCGGCAUUGGAUGACGAGGUUCCUGUUCCGGCCGAAGACGAAGAAUUAUAA